AUGUAUCAGACUGUACGGAGAAGUUCUGUCGGUGAACCGCGAGUUCUGGGGAACGGGACACAGAUACAAGGUCGACUCGGGCGUCAGGGCGGUGACGAUGGUAUUAAAGAAACACGUGCCAUCAUUCGUGAUGAUUGGAGGGCAGUGGUGCAGUACAAUGGCCAGCCCCAGACGUGCUCCAUAUGCAACUCCACAGAGCAUAUGCGCGCAAACUGCCCAAGAAACAAACGACCGGCGCAACUGCCACGGCAACCGAAUACGAAUGCCGAGCAACAGAACAUUACCGGCAACUACGCCGGAGCUGUAGCUGGAGAAGCGCCACGUUUAAACGAAGAGCCGGUCGUAGCCGUAGCAGCCACAGAAGCGACAGCGGAAGCGGCAGCCCCUACCGCCGCCACGGAAAGCCCAGCGGCUCCCCCAACCCCUGCCGCCGUCCCGGCCCCGGCCGUGGCCAGCGCAGGUAGCGCGGGAGAGAAACGGCAGCUCAGCUCCGACUCGGAGGGCGAAGGCACAAUGGAGUGCGAGGUGGCCGCAGCCCCCGCCCCCUCCCCUGCCAUCCGACGGCAGAAGGUAGCGGAGGUCGACGCCCCCGUCCAGGAAGCAGCUGUGGCCAGCCAGACGGCCGGACCCAGCAGCAACACGCCACAAACGUUUAGUGAGAUGCGCGAGGCCAACAUCAAGAAAUCUGUUAACAAAAUUGCGCGCAUGCUCAAAGAGUCGGACAACGAGAGGAAGGACACCAACACAGAGCGGCAAAAGCCGACAAAACCGAAAAGGAAAGGCGCCAGGAGGAGCCACGAUAACGCAGAACGGAUGGAGACAUCUGAUGGAGAAUCAUCAGACGCACCACCCGCAAAAACCGUAGCGCACACCAGCAAACCCGAGGACGUCGUCCUACGGCCUGACCGGCCACAGCACACACCCGUCCCGCCCCAGCAAAGCGCCCGACGACCCUCGUUAUAA
Messenger RNA from Schistocerca serialis cubense, 963 nucleotides. Its product is annotated as translation initiation factor IF-2-like. The transcript has a single exon. NCBI's taxonomy places the organism in Eukaryota, Metazoa, Arthropoda, Insecta, Orthoptera, Acrididae. The record is from RefSeq and is a predicted model, not a curated record. Bases 1 to 963 code for a protein of 320 amino acids.